AAAAUGACCAGUAUGGAUACAUCAAAGAUUUUAGAUGGCUUGUAUGCUUUUGGUGUCAAAUGUGGCUUGAACGCCCCUCCACUGUUGUACGCCAGCAAAAUAAACACAUAUGCAGUGCUUUCACCGCCUUCGUUUUGGAAAAACCUACAUUUCACAGAGGACAAACAUCUAACAGAUACGUUUUUAGCAUACAAAAACGAGUAUCGGCAAUGUUUCUACUGUACAGAUGCGGACUUCAGUGCGUUGGAGAAACGCGUUCGUGCUAGUACAAUCCCUUUAAUAAGGUUUGAUGAUAUAUCACAGGCUCAUGUAACAGGUGGUUUUAAUGAAAGUCAACGGAAUGAAUUUGUGUUUCCCGGUUCUGAAACGUUUAAUCAGCCUCCUUACGGUGACAAUACUGUUGGACUUCCCAUCCAAGUCACCGAUGGAAGAGAGAAUGAAACCCCUACACAGCAACACAAUGAUCUUAGUAGACAAAUGCAGUCAGGCGCUGGACAAGAGCAAAAUAAUAAACAUAAAUGGAAGACAGCCAAAUAUCCAGAUUUCCAGGAUAUUAAAUACAGAUUGGAAUCAUACCGAGGAUGGCCACUGGCAGAACCGAACCCAAGGGCACUAUGUGAAGCUGGAUUCUUUUUCACCGGUCACAGCUACGACCUCGUGCGGUGUUUCUGCUGCGGCAUCGGUCUAAAAGACUUCUCUGACACGGACAAUCCAAUGCUGGAACACGCAAAAAAUUCAUCAAACUGUCCGUUUAUUCUGAACCACUUUGGAAGUUUGGAAGCCUUAGAAAGAUAUAGGCAAAGAAUCGUAACUCAGGAUCCUGAAGAGAUAAGGCGAAGGCAACGUGACAUCUUCCAAAGGCAACUAGGUCGAGAAGCCGCAAACUACAAAGCAAAGCACGAGCGGUUCCGAACGCUUAAAUCCCGCCUAGAUACGUACACACACUGGCCACAACAUUUGUCCCAGAGCCCAGAACAAUUGGCAGAGGCAGGGAUGUUCUACACAGGUGUUGAUGAUCAUUGUCGCUGCUUUGCCUGUGACGGUGGCUUAAGAAAAUGGGAACCUGGAGAUGAUCCCUGGAUAGAACACUGUCGAUGGUUUCCGGCUUGUCCUUAUGCAAGAGAAAUCAAGGGCGAUGAAUUUAUCAACCUAGUCCAACUCUCUGCCGAUCACGCCUUGGAAAAUGUAUCAAACUCUCAAGACGAAGCGAGUGGUGCUAUGGCUGCUUUAGCAAUUGACGAUGCAAAUAUUAAAAAACUAGUGGAACAAAAUAAAGACAUUCUAGUUAAGGACAUGGGGUUUUCUAUUUCCGAUGUAAAAACUGCAAUUUUCGAAGUAUUACAACAAGGCACCACUAUCCCAGAUAUUGAUGAUAUAAUCACUCGACUGGAGGUUAUGAGUGAGAGAAAGCAUCUAGAAGAACAAUUAAAGCAAACACAAGUACCACUAGAUCCGGAAGGUACAUUUCCGACAGAAAGAUUACUGGAAGAAAACCAACGAUUGAAGAGCCUGCUGCUGUGCCAUUUAUGCAACAAAAACCCAGUGAAUGCAUUGUUUUUACCUUGCACUCAUCACAAAUACUGUUUGGACUGCACAGAACACAGCGAUAAAUGUCCAGACUGUAACAGAACUAUUAAAGAAAGGAUUCGCACAUAUAUGGCAUGAACCAUUAUCCUUAUUAUGAUAAGUCAAUAUAUUAUGAGAGCUUUUGAGACAUCAAAUGACCAGCGCUGUUUUAUUAAUAUUGAAGCAAUCUCAAUUCAUACGAUUUUCGUAUUGUACAAGAAUCAUUUACUUUUUUAUAAUUAGAAGAAUAUAUAUAUAUA
Molecule: messenger RNA, 1826 nt
Organism: Dreissena polymorpha
Lineage: Eukaryota; Metazoa; Mollusca; Bivalvia; Myida; Dreissenidae
Product: putative inhibitor of apoptosis
Exons: 9
Coding region: 4-1665 (553 amino acids)
Source: RefSeq, a predicted model, not a curated record